Messenger RNA from Cladophialophora immunda, 2054 nucleotides. RefSeq lists its product as uncharacterized. The coding region runs from base 872 to 1522 and encodes 216 amino acids. The transcript has 2 exons. The record is from RefSeq and is a predicted model, not a curated record. Lineage: Eukaryota; Fungi; Ascomycota; Eurotiomycetes; Chaetothyriales; Herpotrichiellaceae.
UUACUCUCUCUCUUUCCCUCCUCUCCUCCUUCAGCUUGACUCGUUCUCCUCUCCCAUCUCAUCAAACAACCGUCCCGUCACACUCUGACACAUUGUCAUCGCUCACUCCCGACCCUCGUAUCCUCGUUUCACACUGCGGGUGGGACAGCCGUGUCCUCAACCUUUCCUAGCCGCGCUCUGGCCUCCACCUCAAAGCCUAGUGAGCCUGAAAGGGGCGUUUAUCAGGCGAGCUGAAGUUCCAACCCUGCCAACCUCUUCGGUUAUCGGCCUCUUGGAUAGGCUCGCGACCGGUCAAGCCUUUUUCUCCAUGAUUGUCCUGACGGCGUCUUCCCAUCCAAGCUGAACUUCACCGUCUUCUUUUUUUCCUUGGGUUUCCCUCUCAGGCCAUUGUCAUCAUCGGCCUGUAACUCUAUGGCUGAUUUUGUCAAUUUCCCCAUGUCUGAUGACCACACAAUGGCGCCAUGACGGAGAUUGUCCCCCCUCCCUUUCGUCUGCUCGGUCCCAUGCCUGAGGGCGACUCCGAUAUGCUUUCUCCUACGAAACCCCAGCCAGCCAGCCAGCCAUGCUCCAAUCUGGACUGGGUGCAUCUGAGGCUACUUUGCUUUUGGUUCAGGUUACAGCAGCAAGUCUCCGGAAUUCUAGAUCUGUCGCAUAGCAACAUCACCGACGCAUCACCUCAUUGGUGCCAAACUUUUGCUCUCGUGUCCGUGCGAGGUCACACAGAGGUGCUAUCCGAAGGAAAAGGGCGCAUGAGCCCCAACGAUAUAAUGUCCAUUUUCUCGCCAAACAUCCGGCAGGUAGGUCUGUUUGAUCGAUCUCCUGGCUUUGCUCGAGUAGACUGCGUCGAUAGUACAUUGCAAUACCAGCCCGAAUGAGAAUGUCCUUCCCAAGUCCAUCAGCUGAAGCAUUCUCACAUUGUACUAUGAUGGCACCGCUCCAGGUGAAUCCCGGCCAGUAUACCAAUCUCGAACAUCUUCUGAUCCAUACCAUCUAUGCGCUUUCUUUUUGCAUUCUUCUUUGCAUCCUUAUCCUCUUCCGACAGAUCAGGAGCCAGAACAACCCGUCAGACCUGAGGAAUCACCUAUCAGAACCGGCUCUAGACUCCAAACGAUCGGAUCAGCAUCUGACACACUCGCCGAUUCCUUUGAGUCUACGACUAUCGACAGAACCUUCCCAUCGUCUUCAAGACUCUACUUUGACGCCGUCAGCUCCAAUCACGAGUGGGUAUCUGGCAGCCAAGGCAAAGGUGGACAAGGCGAGAAAGGUGGACUUUGAAAUGAGAGCCAGGGCCCGAAAACCCGACGUCAUGGCAAGCCCAGGCGCAACCAACGACACACGCAGCGUCAUUGACGAGACCGGCUCCUCCUGGAGACGACAUUCCUACCCACAACCUUCGCCUUCGCACCAGAGCAGUUUGCUCAGUGAAGACUGCAAAUUCGAUGGCACAGAGCAUUUCUGCGAUGGCCAAGAUGCUCGAAUAGUGUGGAGGCGACGGACGUUGACGUUCGAGGGAAGGCGUUGAACAUCUAAACCCCAGCCUCGCCUUGCAUUGUGAAGAUACACUUUGAGCUGAGAGGUUCCUGCUCGGCGGGCUCAGCUGGCAUCGAACACCUCCUCAGAGCUCGUCCCCAAUGCUAUCAUGAUACCACGAGGCAAAAGGCGACGUGGCGACAAAAGACAUCGCGCGAGAGACUUCUAAAUUUGACACUGUCCAAAGUGAACUUCGGCUGGACCGGAUAAGCCACCAAGGAUGCAAAAAGUUUGAUAUGAACCGCACUUCGAACACGAAUGGAAAGUUCUUUGGGGAUGGCAAACGGACUAUAUGGAUGCUGGUCUGGAUCAGCACUGUUUGGGUUUGGGAGUUGGGCGCUUUCGGGGGAUCGUCCGAGCAAUAAACGACUUUGUUGGCGCGAGGUGACUUUGCCGAUCAAACACAUACAUAGAUAAUGAUGAUGCGCAAUUGGGCCACGGCGAUGCCAGGAAGGUAGGGAUAGGGAUAGCAAAAGGGAUCCCCUUGCAUCGAUGGUCUGGAAUGAAUGGCAUCACAAUAAUGC